GUCUUCCAGUACAGGAUUGGCCAGCUGUAUAUGAUCAGCAAGCACAGCCAUGAGCAGAGUGAGCGUGGAGAAGGAGUGGAGGUGGUGCAGAACGAACCCUACGAGGACCCCACACAUGGACAGGGACAGUUCACAGAAAAACGGGUCUACCUCAACAAUAAGCUCCCUAGCUGGGCCAGGGCGGUGGUCCCUAAAAUCUUCUAUGUGACAGAGAAGGCCUGGAACUACUACCCCUACACCAUCACAGAGUACACUUGUUCCUUUCUGCCAAAGUUCUCCAUUCACAUAGAGACCAAGUAUGAGGACAACAAAGGCAGCAAUGACAAUAUCUUUGACAGCGAGCCCAAAGGGGAGGAGGAGAUAGAGGUGUGCUUAGUGGAUAUCGCCUACGACGAGAUCCCAGAGCGCUACUACAAGGAGUCUGAGGACUUGCGGUACUUUAAAUCAGAGAAGACAGACCGGGGUGUUCUGCAGGAGGGCUGGAUCGACAACCAGGAACCCAUCAUGUGCUCCUACAAACUGGUGACAGUCAAGUUCGAGGUGUGGGGUCUUCAGACACGGGUGGAGCAGUUUGUACACAAGGUUAUCCGUGACGUCCUGCUCCUAGGACACAGACAAGCCUUUGCCUGGGUGGAUGAGUGGAUUGAAAUGACCAUGGACGAGGUGAGAGAGUACGAGCGGGCCACCCAGGAGGCCACCAACCGUAAGAUCGGACCCUUCCCCCCAUCCAUCUCCAUCACCGAGACCCCCCUGGCCUCAGUGGCCCGCAACGGGCCCUCCAGCGCCCCCUCCACCCCCCUCUCCACGGAGCCUCCAGAGUACCUCUCCGUGCCCAAGGACCGACCCAGGAAGAAGUCAGCCCCAGAGACCUUGACCCUCCCCGACCCCAAUCGCAGGGACUCAGGCUUCAGGCUGGCUAGCAUCUUCUCCUGGGGCUCAACCCCUAGCCCCCAGCCUGAAUGA
Molecule: messenger RNA, 963 nt
Organism: Salvelinus namaycush (lake trout)
Lineage: Eukaryota; Metazoa; Chordata; Actinopteri; Salmoniformes; Salmonidae
Product: cytoplasmic phosphatidylinositol transfer protein 1-like
Exons: 8
Biological process (GO): phospholipid transport
Cellular component (GO): cytoplasm
Molecular function (GO): phosphatidylinositol transfer activity; phosphatidylinositol binding
Source: RefSeq, a predicted model, not a curated record